This is a messenger RNA of Dermochelys coriacea (leatherback sea turtle), 3474 nucleotides long. It is a transcript of the gene PRPS2, whose product is annotated as phosphoribosyl pyrophosphate synthetase 2. The transcript has 7 exons. Gene Ontology annotation, cellular component: cytoplasm; ribose phosphate diphosphokinase complex. Gene Ontology annotation, molecular function: ribose phosphate diphosphokinase activity; magnesium ion binding. Gene Ontology annotation, biological process: ribonucleoside monophosphate biosynthetic process; 5-phosphoribose 1-diphosphate biosynthetic process; purine nucleotide biosynthetic process. NCBI's taxonomy places the organism in Eukaryota, Metazoa, Chordata, Testudines, Dermochelyidae. The record is from RefSeq and is a predicted model, not a curated record. The coding region runs from base 124 to 1080 and encodes 318 amino acids.
GGCAGGGGGCGGGCCCGGGGCCGCCGGUUAUUUGACCCGCGCGCGCGCGCCUGCUCUCCCCGCCUCCGCCCGCGCUCUGCCGCCGCCGCCGCCGCCUCCUCCUCCUCCUCCUCCGGCGCGGCCAUGCCCAACAUCGUGCUCUUCAGCGGCAGCUCGCACCAGGACCUGUCCCAGCGGGUGGCCGAGCGGCUGGGGCUGGAGCUGGGCAAGGUGGUGACCAAGAAAUUCAGCAACCAGGAAACCAGUGUAGAGAUUGGUGAAAGUGUGAGAGGGGAAGAUGUGUAUAUUAUCCAGAGUGGCUGUGGAGAAAUCAAUGAUAACUUGAUGGAACUUCUCAUAAUGAUCAAUGCUUGCAAGAUUGCAUCAUCGUCCAGAGUGACUGCAGUAAUUCCAUGUUUUCCAUAUGCCAGGCAAGAUAAAAAAGACAAGAGUCGUGCGCCAAUCUCUGCAAAACUUGUUGCCAAUAUGCUGUCCGUUGCUGGGGCUGACCACAUCAUCACCAUGGAUUUACAUGCUUCUCAGAUACAGGGUUUCUUUGAUAUUCCAGUGGAUAAUCUGUAUGCAGAACCUGCAGUGUUGCAAUGGAUUAAAGAGAAUAUUUUGGAAUGGAGAAACUGUAUCAUAGUCUCACCUGAUGCAGGUGGAGCAAAAAGGGUUACUUCAAUUGCAGAUAGACUGAACGUUGAAUUUGCUCUGAUUCACAAGGAAAGAAAGAAAGCUAACGAAGUGGACAGAAUGGUCUUGGUUGGUGAUGUGAAAGAUAGGAUAGCUAUUCUUGUUGAUGAUAUGGCUGACACAUGUGGCACAGUAUGUCAUGCAGCAGACAAAUUAGUGUCUGCUGGAGCCACUAAAGUUUAUGCUAUUCUGACUCAUGGAAUCUUCUCUGGCCCUGCUAUUUCUCGAAUCAAUAAUGCUGCAUUUGAGGCUGUUGUAGUAACUAACACAAUCCCACAGGAUGAGAAAAUGAAAAAUUGUCCCAAGAUUCAGGUUAUUGACAUUUCCAUGAUUCUGGCUGAGGCAAUCCGAAGAACACACAAUGGUGAAUCUGUGUCCUAUCUGUUCAGCCAUGUUCCACUAUAACUGCAAGAGAUUAGUGGUUUCCUAUUUGGUUGUGUUCACUGUCACUGUUCUUUUAAAUAAUGCGACUCAACAAAGAGAUGACUCUCUUGGUAAAAAGCUUCAGCUCUUGCAUACUUAAAGAUGUUUUUGUUUUCUAAUUAAUCUUUGUUCAUUGUAAAUGGGCAAUACAUCUCCAUUUUGCAAAAUCUCUUAUGAAUACACCUGACAAUUUUGAAGGGGAGGCUUCAAUACUUACCUGUGACUUAUUCCUACAGGUAACUUUUUGAUUCUGUAUUUGCCUACAGCAAGAGGGUCAAUACCAUUUCAAAACUUCUUAUAUUUGUGGGGCUGCCAAAGAGAGCCCAAUUUUAAAAUAUUUCAUAUUUAGUUUAUAUUUAAUAAGUUGGAUGGUCAAUGAUGUAGUUCUCUUGUGUAAUGCUGAACCUUUGUCUAGGCUGUUAACUGAACGUUGGAAAAAGGAUCAAAUGUGUAUUCCCUUAACAGAAAAUAUUUUCUUUCUUUUAACUUGACAGAAAUUCUGUGGUAGCUUGAUGCCCAUCUACUUCAUAUACCUCAUGAUUAAAAAUUGCUGGGCAAGUUCACUUUUUGUGGGGUUAGCAUAACUGUAGAUUAGAGAUUGUGCUCUCUUCCUACUAAACUGCUGAUUCAAAUGUUUAAUCUCUAAAGCUGGGACCACAGCCAUAAUGUGUCAAUUAUAGGCAACUUGUAUGUACACACUGGCCUUUCAAGUAACUUACUAAAGUUUGACCUUUAUUUACAUCUUCAGUUUUAACCAUGAGUCUGUCACUUUGUAGGUCUUUUCAACAAAAUUUGAGACUUCCAUGACACAAUUAAAAUGAACUAAUGACACAGUAUAUUCAGUGUGCUACAUUCUGGAGCAUAUGAAAUUCCAAAGUUCAAACAAAAAGAAAAGGAGUACUUGUGGCACCUUAGAGACUAACAAAUUUAUUAGAGCAUAAGCUUUCAUGAGCUACAGCUCACUUCAUCGGAUGCAUCCGAUGUAGCUGUAGCUCACGAAAGCUUAUGCUCUAAUAAAUUUGUUAGUCUCUAAGGUGCCACAAGUCCUCCUUUUCUUUUUGCGAAUACAGACUAACACGGCUGCUACUCUGAAAAAAGUUCAAACAGUGAUUGUGUAUGUGUGUAAAAUGGGUUCUCUUUUCCCAUGGAAAUGGAAAGUUCAUUGCACUAUGUCAUUCUGUUCUGCUCUGUUGCUCAGCUUCAGUUUUCCUAUUCAUAGUUCAGUGUUCGACAUGUCAGCCAAAACUGUUAUGUUAAUACAUCUGUUAACAUGUAAAUUUUAAUGGUCACUAGUAUUAGUAGUAUAGUAAAAUAUUUCUUAAAGCUUUCCCAUCUCCUCGCAGACAGUGGAGCUUGACCAUUCUGUUAGGUGAGAUCUUCAUUGUUGUGCAGCUAACUGAGUGGUCUGGUUGCUCAACAGUCUUAGUUACUCAGUAACAAAGGAGCAAAAACCAUUGUGAAAAUAACAGUUUGCAGCUGAAAUGUUGAGAACCUUAUCUUUCAGUACUGAUGGUAAAUUCCUUUAGAAAUUUUACAGGUUUAUGACUAAAUCAAAAUCCUUACUCUUGGAGAUUACAACUCCAAGUUCUAAAGGGACUUGGCAACCUAAAAGCAUGGAGAGCUUCAGUUGAGCUAAGAUAACAUUCACACACCUAGUUCAUGGGAGGCUAUCCAGUUUUCCACCUGAUAGUUAAUUACAAUUUCAUUUUCCAUAUCUUAGAAAUGAGUCUCAAUUGUUUUAUUGUGGUGAUUUCCCCCCCAAAAAAACCUGAUUUCUGCCAAUCAUACCAUACCAUACCAUGGUAAAACUUUAAAUAUGCUUAUUUUUCUGUUGCAUCUUAGGCAGUCUAAUGUUCUAGUCCAGUAUUUACCUAAUAUAAUUCUAAGGCUGAUCUAGUUUGCCAGCUCUUUUCGGGGAUUUAAAAAGAAUCCACUUGACUGCUUUUAUCAGUAAGGAGAAGAAUAGUGGUGGAGAGCAUAUCCAUGUCAAUAAUCCAAAGAAAACGCAAUUCAGGUGUCUACUGAGAACUUCUAGCCCUGGUUUAAUUUUCAAAUCUUGUAAUUUUAGUGACCGGAUGAAUCUGUGGCCUACCUGCUGCAGAAAAGGUUUUAUAGAGAAUUAUUUAACCUCUUGUCUUAAUUUUAGAGAUUUCUAGCUUUUACAUUGCAGUUAAGUCACCCCAAAACUAUGGCUGAUUAGCCAUGAUCGUACCAAACUUACUUUUAACUUACCUCUUCUUUUGCUAGUAUAUUUAGUACCAUAGACAAUGUUAUCUUGCUCUGCAGAUCAGGGCUCUGUUACAAAUGAAAUGUUGAACUGUUUUGCCACUACUAUGCUCAAGUAUUCUUAAUAAACCUUAAAACUGCUUGUGUUUA